Propithecus coquereli (Coquerel's sifaka) is the source of this 1835-nucleotide messenger RNA. It is a transcript of the gene TSSK4, whose product is annotated as testis-specific serine kinase 4. Gene Ontology annotation, cellular component: cytoplasm. The coding region runs from base 729 to 1745 and encodes 338 amino acids. NCBI's taxonomy places the organism in Eukaryota, Metazoa, Chordata, Mammalia, Primates, Indriidae. Gene Ontology annotation, molecular function: ATP binding; tau-protein kinase activity; protein serine/threonine kinase activity. Gene Ontology annotation, biological process: microtubule cytoskeleton organization; intracellular signal transduction; protein phosphorylation. The transcript has 4 exons. The record is from RefSeq and is a predicted model, not a curated record.
UCAAGGUUAGAUUCCUAGAACAUGUUUCAACACCUUGCAAUUCUCUGUAAUUCUCACACUCAUAUGUUUCUCAUGGUGGAUUGUAAACUCUAGGGGCAUGGUCUCUGUUGGCUUUAUUGAACUAAGGGAACAGCAGUGGGCUUGGAAAGCCUUGAGUGUAUUAUUAAAGAGAUAAUUAGGAGGUAGAAGAGACAGGAUUUGAUGAUAGAUUGGAUGUAGGGACCAAGGCAGGGAGAAAAGUCUGGAAUGACACUUGGGUGACAUUUGAUCCAAGUACUCAGCACACUGUCUGGUACACAGUAGGUGCUCAAUAAACAUGAAGGAAGGGGCUGGAUCUAUAGAGGGAGUCUCACCAGAUUGUGGAAGUUCCCUUCAGGAAUGAAUGUUUUCCAAAUGGCACUUCAUUCUCAAGCUUUGUGGCCAAUGAUGAUUAGAAGGUAGAUUGUGAUGUGUACAGAACGUGGUACUCUGGGGGAGUUCCGUAACCAAGAGGAAAAAGGAACAACAGCCAGUGGAGACAAAAAGAACUGCUUCUCCUUUCUUUCCCCCUCCAAGUUCCCAGCGGAGGGUUGAGCCCAGCUUCCCAGACUUGUGUGACUACACAGGCAAGCAUUCGGAGACUAACUUCACUUUGGUACCCUAGCCUUCAGUGGCUCAAGGUGUUGGCCUGUCAGUAGACAGGAGGCUUCCAAGUAGCAAAGCUCCCUGUUCUCAGCAAACCCAACACCAUGGGGAAGGGAGAUGCCUUAGAGGCAGCACCAACCACUACAGCCUACCGCUCUGUCAUGGAGGAGUAUGGUUACGAGGUGGGCAAAGUCAUUGGCAAUGGUUCCUAUGGGACAGUGUAUGAGGCUUACUACACAAAGCAAAAGGUCAUGGUAGCUGUCAAGAUCAUCUCAAAGAAGAAGGCCUCUGAGGACUAUCUUAACAAGUUCCUGCCCCGUGAGAUACAGGUAAUGAAAGUCUUGCGGCACAAGUACCUCAUCAACUUCUAUCAGGCCAUCGAGACCACAUCCCGAGUAUACAUCAUUCUGGAGCUGGCUCAGGGUGGUGAUGUCCUUGAAUGGAUCCAGCGCUAUGGGGCCUGCUCUGAGCCCCUUGCUGGCAAGUGGUUCUCUCAGAUGGCCCUGGGCAUCACCUACCUGCACAGCAAGGGCAUCGUGCACCGCCUGACCCCCAGCCUUUCUGCUGCUGGUAGGGACUUAAAGUUGGAGAACCUGUUGCUGGACAAACAAGAGAACGUGAAGAUAUCGGACUUUGGCUUCGCCAAGAUGGUGCCUUCUAACCAGCCUGUGCGUAGUAGCCCUUCUUACCGCCAGCUCAACUGCUUUUCCCAUCUCAGCCAGACCUACUGCGGCAGCUUUGCUUAUGCCUGCCCGGAGAUCUUGCUAGGCUUGCCCUACAACCCUUUCCUGUCCGACACCUGGAGCAUGGGCGUCAUCCUCUACACUCUAAUGGUUGCCCAUCUGCCUUUUGAUGACACCAAUCUUAAGAAGCUGCUGAGAGAGACUCAGAAGGAGGUCACUUUCCCACCUAACUACACCAUCUCCCAGGAGUGCAAGAACCUGAUCCUCCAGAUGCUACGCCCAGCUACCAACCGUGCCACCAUCCUGGACAUCCUCAAGGAUCCCUGGGUGCUCAAGUUCCAACCUGAGCAACCCACCCAUGAGAUCAGGCUGCUUGAGGCCAUGUGCCAGCCCCCGACCACCACUAAUCGUCACCGAUCCUUGGAAAUCACUACUUGAAAAUGGCUGAGGGAGGGGGCUGAGAGAGGAGCAAAGCAGGAGGGUCUGGGGCUAAAAAUCUUUUAUACCAAAAAUAAAUCUGAUUUAGUU